This is a messenger RNA of Closterium sp. NIES-67, 5015 nucleotides long. The record is from the annotation of a GenBank genome assembly. Lineage: Eukaryota; Viridiplantae; Streptophyta; Zygnematophyceae; Desmidiales; Closteriaceae.
GUCUUGAAUUCAGGGCCGCUUUUGCGACAACUGUUGAUUAUCCUUCAGCCAUCAGCCUUCUGGAGCUCCAUGCGGGGCUAACGACGACCCACCUCCAAUGCCAGGCCACGUCACUCUGCAAGCGUCGCAUUCGUCGCUUAGAGCAGCCUCACAUGCAGCUAGUUCUAAGUGACGUGCGCAGCUCGUACUAGACACCAAAGCGCGUCUCUUGGAAAGACCCAAGAGUCAGUGUGUCUGGUCUCCAUCCCAUGCCAUACGAUCUCUGAAACGUUGCGAUCAGGUGAAAGUUCUGAACCGUGCGAUCUGAUCUGCCAGGCGAUUGGAUUUCGAUGGUUCUCCGCUCUCGCUCGUCUGGCCAGUGCGCGUCGUGGACCGAUGUGCACCGCACUGCACCAAGGAUGGUUCGACAGGGCGCUGCGCGCAACCGGCGCCGAGGGAAGUUGCGCUGCUGCUGGAACAAGCGCGCAGUGGGGAGUGGGGGAAGGACAAGAGCAGCGCGGAGCGGAAGAACGCCGCCCGCCACGCUGAAACCAGGAAGGCUUGGCGGGUCCCCCUCGAUCACGCUACUUGAUGGUUUGACUGGUUUUAUUCGCCUACCAUGAUCGGGUUUCUCUGCUCUUCGGUUUCCUUCCUCAAGGAGUUGGUUUCACUCCGCCACGUGUCUGCCAGUCAGAGUCUGACGCGGACUAGGAGUUUGCUUCACCAGCGCAGCGGCUGCUUUUGAGUCUGCUCAAAGUCGAGACGUGUGUCUAUCACUGAUUUGGACUGAGGAGUUCUUUUCGCCAGCGCAGCGCUUGCUCCUCUUGCUCGCCUCCCCAGCGCGGAACUCUCGAGAUUUCGGGAAUGCUUUCUAUUUUCUAGCAGAGUCGCGGCGACGUUCGACUACGGCCAGAGAUUUUGAGAGGCGACGAACGCCCCUGAGGCUAUCAGGAGAUUCCACUGCCAAUUUUGAAUCUGGAAGUCCACUGCCAACGGCGCUUGUGCUUGGCGGGGAGAAGUCGCCCCGGACCGAUGGAGCGUGGAGGGAAUUCAGGGGGACGGAUCCGACCUGGAUGUGGCGUGGAGGGUGGUGGUAAUGCGCGGGUGGAAUCUGGGCCGAUUCACCGACCACAAAGGAUGGCGGGUGGAGGGGGGAACGCGGGAAAGCAUCGUUUGGUGUCGGUGGAGGGUGGAGCCGAGUCACAGGGUCGGAUUAGAGCAGGACAGGAGGGUGGUGGGGAUGUUCGGAUGGUGUCUGGCUCGAUCCACAGGACGAAGAGGAUGGUGGGUGGUGGGGAGGAUGGGAGGGGGCAAGUGUUGAUGCCGAUGGAGGGUGAAGGGGAUUCACGGGGUCAGAAUACAGUAGCACUGGAGGGUGGUGGGGAUGCUCGGGAACUACCCUCGAUUAUGGAGGGUGUUUCGGAGCUUCCAGGUGACGUGCUUCAUUCUCCUGGUGCUUCUGUGUUUGAGCCUCUUAGUGAGGAGGAUGAGGAGAAGGAAGAAGAUGAGGGAGGGGUUACGAGUGAGAGUGAGAGAGGGAGUGUGGGGGAGGAGGUGGUGGUUGUGUGUGAAUGUGAAGAAGAUGGAGGGGAAGGGACAGUGCAAGGGAGUUUGAAUGAGAGAGUGAGAGAGGAGGAGGGGGAGGAGGGGGUGGUGUGUGAGGUUGACGAAGGUUUGGAGGAAGGGAGAGGGGGAGUGAGAGAGAUUGAGAGUGAGGAGGAGGUGGUAUUUGAGGGAGAAGAAUGGGAGGACACAGAGGAGCGAGUGAGUGAGGGAGUGAAUGAGGGAGUGAGAGAGGGAGUGAGGGAGGAGGAGGUGGUGGUGUGUGAGGAGCAGUGUGUGGCAUGCGAGCUGGAAGUGAAGCAAGACAGGGGAGGAGGAGCAUUCUCCACGUGGCAGAAGGUCAUUGGCUUCUGGGGUUCCAAGAAGAACGGUCAAGAUUCGUCCAAGCACCAGAGGAGCAUGGGAGACGAUUUGGACAAGAAGGGAACGAAGGGGGAGAAGGAUGGCGGGGAGAAGGAUGGGGGGGAGAAGGAUGGGGGGGAGAAGGAUUGGGGGGAGAAGGAGGAGACUGAGGGGCGGGGGGAGGGAAAGGGGAACCGGGGGAGAAAGGCAAGGCAUAGAGGGGGGAGGAAUGGAGAGGGGAGGCACGGGAUGGGGUGUUUGUGGCGGCUAGGGAAGAGAGGGAAUCAGGAAAGGGGAGAGGAGAAGUCGCCUCCUGAACAGGGGUUUGCCAGUGGCAGUGGUGGAGAGAGGCAGCGGGUGGUGGGUGCAGGUCCGGCAGAGGCUCCUGUAGAGUCACAGGGGGUGGAUGUGGGGGAGAGGUGGGAGGAGGGAUUCGGAGAGAGGCUGGAGGAAAGGUUGGAAGGGAACGCAGUGACUGGCAGUGGGCUGCUCAUGCAGAUGUGUCCGGAGAUUCCAGGAAGGUGCGAAGCAGUCGCGAAGCGUGGGUGUGCUGCAGGAGAGGGAAGUGGAGGAGGAGGAGGAGGAGGAGGAGGAGGAGGAGGAGGAGGAGGAGGAGGAGGAGGAGGAGGAGGAGGAGGAGGAGGAGGAGGUGGCGUUUGUGGCGGUGGUGAUGCCACUGGUGGUGCUACGGAUGCCAGUAAGGGUGAGAGUGAUGGGGGUGGCGGUGUGGGCCACAGAAAUGGUGGUGAUGCUGCCGCUUCUCCAGCCUGCCUCCCCACUCAAACCCCCUCCCGCCCACCGCGGCUGCUGGCAGUGCUGAGUGUGGACGGAGGGGGGGUGAGGGACGCCAUUCCCACGCAGAUCUGCGUGCGCCUAGAGGCCAUGCUGCAGGAGAGAUGCGGGGACCCGGGCGUGCGGCUGGCAGACUUUUUCGACCUCUUUGCCGGCACCAGUGGUGGUGGUCUUCUUACACUGAUGUUGACAGCCCCUAACAGGGAAACAGGGCGGCCAGCAAUACGAGCUCUGGAUGUGGCAGACUUCUGGACGCAGCUCUCCAACCACACCUUCAGACCUCUCCUUCCUCGCCUGUCCUCGCCCCCCAUCCCCACAUCCCCUCUCGCACCCCCAGGCACCAGUGGUGGUGGUCUUCUUACACUGAUGUUGACAGCCCCUAACAGGGAAACAGGGCGGCCAGCAAUACGAGCUCUGGAUGUGGCAGACUUCUGGACGCUUCACUCGAAGCACAUCUUCAGGAGGAAGUUCUGGCCGAGAUGGGCUGCCACACUGAGGAAUGUAUGGCGGCCCAAGUACAAGGUGGAGGUCCUGGAGCAGCUUCUGCGUCAUUUCCUCAGGCAACACUGCGGCUCGGCUGAUCUUUGCCUAUCAGAGGCCGUCAAACCCCUCUUGCUGACUUCAUAUGACAUCAGCGCCGCCCGUCCGUACUUCUUCCUCAGCCUGAGGGCUUUGUCUGAUCCCAGCCACGACUUCUCCUUGAUUCAGGCGUGCAGGGCGACGUCAGCAGCGCCCAGCAUCUUCAUGCCUGCUUUGGUCGAAUCCGUGGAUGGGAGACGGCAGAUGGUGUGCGUGGAUGGCGGCAUGGUGGCCAACAACCCUACUGUAGCAGCGUUCCUGCACCUAGUGGCCAACCCAAACAUGUUCUCUCCUCCCAGCGCCACCAACGCCACCAACGCAAAUGACACCAGCAACGCUACCAACGCGAAUCAUGGAGGGGGCAACAGCGGAGGGGAGACCAAUGUAUUUGGAGUGCAAAUCGAGGCGCUUCAACCUGCUUCUGAGGAGGGGCCUCAAAGGACGUCUGGUUCUGGAGCACCUGCUUCUGUGGGGGAGAAUUCACGCAUGCCGAAUCCAAUUUCAGGGAAAGAAUUGCCAGAAGCAGGCAAUUUUGAAGUUUACGAGCCUGCUGCAGUGGCUGGUGCAGCAUCAGAAGGUGCGAGUUGCCUGCUUACUGAGGACCUGGAGGAGGGAGCAGAGCAGGGGGCGAGCCCAUCGCUCCAUGGUGCUGCUCGUGGUGCUCGUGGUUUCGUUGGUGCCGUUGGUGCCGGUGCUGCUGGGAAAGGGACUAGUGCAGCGGCUGAGAGUGCGAUCUGCAUGCUCACUGAGGACUUGGAGGCGGGAGCAGAGCAGGGGGCGAGUCCAUUGCUUCACGAUGCAAUAAGAGGCAGCAGAGGAGAAAAGGGCGACGGAGAGGGCAGAGGGGAAGGGGAGGCGGGUGCAGACAGGGGAGGGGGGGGAGGAGACGGAGGGGCCAGCAGUGAGGCGUGUGGGGAGGCCCUCCCUCCGGCUCGGUUGACAUUCCGUGACGUGGUGGUACUGUCGCUGGGAGCAGGCGAGCACAUGCGGCGGUACUCCAUUGACGAUGUGAAGAAGUGGGGUCUGAUUGGCUGGGCCGAGCCCAUGGUAGAUGUGAUGGUGUGGGGCGGUGGCAACAUGGUGCACACCCAGAUGUGCCUCCUGGCCCUGGCUGAUGAUGCCAUUGACAACUACACCCGCAUUGAGGUGCAAUCUCUGCCGUCCAUUUCAACUCGGAUGGACAACGCGUCUAGCAAAAAUAUCCAGCUCCUUCAAAAGAUAGCCGAGGACGCCCUAAAAGAUCACGGGAAUGUGAUACCCUCUUUAGCAGGGGAGGUGUGCCAGGUGGCGCCCACCAAUGAGGAGAGGCUUGCUGCACUGGCAGACAGGCUGGUGGAGGAGUACAGGUGGCGGCGCGGGAUUGGAGGGUAGCAGCACAAUGGUCGUCCAUACCGCAUUUAAUGGGGAGUGAGCAGAAUUUUGGUGGCUCCAUCCAACCCAAUGUUGCCGUGAUCAGCAUUGUUACUGUGCGAGCAAUAAAAAUACUGCACAUGCAGUCUGGUGUGGUUGUACUGUGUACAACUGCUUCGAUUCAAACCCUGAUUGAAGGCAACAUAGCUAGAGCACUAAAUCUUCUGCUUGAACUGGUGGUAUCUUUCCUGACCUAUCACUACUACUGACAGGAGGACUCCGAUGUAAGAUUGGACGCACAUACAUAGGUGUUAGAAUGUCGAGAGGGAAAAAGUGUGAUUAAGGGAGGAAAGGCUGAGGGUUACAAAGGUGGGAAUGUACCCUCUAAGAACUGACCUAACUAAGGCUAU